Messenger RNA from Drosophila persimilis, 770 nucleotides. RefSeq names its product N-acylneuraminate cytidylyltransferase A (gene Csas). Gene Ontology annotation, molecular function: N-acylneuraminate cytidylyltransferase activity. The transcript has 5 exons. The coding region runs from base 65 to 760 and encodes 231 amino acids. The record is from RefSeq and is a predicted model, not a curated record. NCBI's taxonomy places the organism in Eukaryota, Metazoa, Arthropoda, Insecta, Diptera, Drosophilidae.
CACACUGCUGUGCGCAUUACCUCUCUCUCUUCCAGUGAGGUUUGGCAGCAAACGGCUAAUUUUCAUGUCCGGCAUUCAAAUAGCGCAAAUGCAAAUUUUUUCGAAAAGCGAAAUACAUGCGUUAAUUCUAGCUAGAGGUGGAAGCAAGGGAAUUAAAUACAAAAACCUAGUUAAAAUAGAGGGACUGUCAUUGUUGGCGCGUACAAUCAUAACAAUACAAAAUUCUUCUUGCUUUGAUCAUAUUUGGGUUUCUACGGACGACAAAAGAAUUUCAAUUGAAGCCAACAAAUAUGGUGCUAUUGUGCAUAAUCGGCCUUCAGAGAUUGCCAGGGACGAGACAUCUUCCCUGGAUGCUAUUAAAGAAUUUUUAGAUGUGCACAAAGCUAUUCAUAACUUUUCUUUAUUUCAAUGUACGUCUGUGUUUUUAAAAGAAAAAUACAUUAUUGAAGCUGCUUUGGCAUUUAAAAACCAUGACUGUGUGUUUGCAGCUAUGAGGUCGCAUUAUUUACGAUGGGAAUUCGUUGAUCAUUUGCUAGUACCUGUGGGUUUUAAUUCAAAGGCCAGACCAAGACGCCAAGAUUGGAAAGGAGAUAUAGUGGAAACAGGAAUGUUCUAUUUUUCGAAACGACGAUUAGUAGAGAGUGGAUUUUUACAAAAUAACAGGUGCUCUAUCGUGGAAAUAGAUCAAAAAGAUGGUUUGGAAAUCGACUCACCCAUUGAUUUAACAAUAGCACGAUGUAUUUUAAAUAAUAAAAUGUGAACUGAGCUUA